AUGAAGAUGAACCUGAAACUUCUUUUUUGCCCUGGAUUCCUUCUGCUGCUUAUUGUCAGUGAAAACCAGGCAAGGGCCAGGCCCAUUUCCAGCUUACAGAGUCUGUCCAAACUGUUAGAUGAUGACCUGGAGCAUCCCCUGGUCUCACAAGAGAGGGACCGUGAGCAAGACGACAUGAUCCCAACAGAUGCCUUUGAUCAGCAAGAUGCUGAAUUCCAGUGGACCCGAAACACCAGGGACCAGCCUGAGAGCAUGUCCAUGGGUGACAGUGCUGUCCAGAGGUUCUUCAGUGAGCUCCUAAGUUUACCCCGUAGAUACCGAGGCAGAAGCAAAAAGGGUCUCUCCAGGGGCUGUUUUGGUGUCAAGCUGGACAGAAUUGGGUCACUAAGUGGACUGGGAUGCUAA
Egretta garzetta (little egret) is the source of this 405-nucleotide messenger RNA. RefSeq names its product natriuretic peptide C (gene NPPC). The record is from RefSeq and is a predicted model, not a curated record. Lineage: Eukaryota; Metazoa; Chordata; Aves; Pelecaniformes; Ardeidae. Gene Ontology annotation, cellular component: extracellular region. Gene Ontology annotation, molecular function: hormone receptor binding; hormone activity. The transcript is spliced from 2 exons. The coding region runs from base 1 to 405 and encodes 134 amino acids.